Drosophila willistoni is the source of this 413-nucleotide messenger RNA. RefSeq names its product cytochrome c oxidase subunit 6C-1 (gene cype). NCBI's taxonomy places the organism in Eukaryota, Metazoa, Arthropoda, Insecta, Diptera, Drosophilidae. The coding region runs from base 70 to 306 and encodes 78 amino acids. The transcript has 3 exons. The record is from RefSeq and is a predicted model, not a curated record.
ACCCAAUGAAACAUCAGGUUCAGUGUUAGAUAACGUUCAUUUGCGAAAGAUUUUCCAUACAUUAAGACCAUGGCCAACACUCCAGCAACAACAAGCAGCGCAGGACCCGUCCUCCGUGGUCUGCAUAAUGCCACAAUCAAGCGUAACCUGGCCGUGGCCCUCGGUUUGACUGCCAUCGUGACUGUUGCCUUUAAAAUCAUCGUCAACGAUCCCAAGAAGGCAGCCUAUGCUGACUUCUAUCAGAAAUACGAUGCUAACAAAUCCUUUGAGCGCAUGAAGGCCGCUGGCCGUUUCCAGUCCUGCUAAGUGACUAAAGAAACUAGUAUCUAGGGACUAGGGACAUGGAUAGUAUAAGCCAAAAGAUGUUGCUUUAUUGAAAAUUGAAAUAGAUUUCAAAUAACCCCCCCGUCGAA